AUGUUUGGAAUGGGUGGGCGUAAACCGAUAUCAGGGGAUGUACCACUUCCCGACACAUCGGAGACUGUACACAUCUCAUCACUUGCGUUAUUGAAAAUGUUAAAACACGGGAGAGCUGGUGUUCCAGUCGAAGUCAUGGGGUUGAUGUUAGGGGAGUACGUUGACCAAUACACUGUUCGUGUUGUUGAUGUCUUUGCGAUGCCACAGAAUGGUACCGGUGUUUCUGUAGAGGCUGUAGAUGAAGUGUAUCAAACGACGAUGACGGACAUGUUAAAGCAAACUGGUCGGAAAGAGACUAUAGUUGGGUGGUAUCACAGUCAUCCUGGCUUUGGGUGUUGGUUGUCGUCGAUAGAUAUAUCAACACAACAAUCGUUUGAACGCUUAAACGAGCGCUGUGUAGCAGUUGUAGUUGAUCCGAUUCAAUCGGUCAAAGGGAAAGUCGUCAUCGACGCGUUCAGAACAAUUCAAAACCAAUUUGGCUUUGGGACAGAAGCCCGUCAAGUCACAUCAAAUCAAGGCCAUUUGAGUAAACCAACGUCUCAAGCUCGCGUCAGAGGGCUUGGAAAACAAUACUACUCAAUGCCUAUCGAAUUCUCUAAGAACGAAAUCGAUGAGAGAAUGUUACUCAACUUACAAAAGAAGAAAUGGACCGACUCCCUCCAAGUCGAAUCGGCUGGAAGAAAGGAAAAAAACGUCCAAUCAAUCGACCGAAUGAUCAAACUCGUCAAAAACUAUAACGAAAAUAUCGUCGAAGAGGCUCUCGACCCAAAACAAAGAGAUUUACAACAGGUCGGAAAAAUCGACCCAAAGAAACAUCUGCUGAGCACAGCAGACGAGGCGCUGACUAAUAAUGUUGUCGACUCGUUGGGUGUACUUAUGAACUCCGUCGUCUUUUAA
Molecule: messenger RNA, 897 nt
Organism: Entamoeba invadens IP1
Lineage: Eukaryota; Evosea; Mastigamoebida; Endamoebidae
Product: 26S proteasome non-ATPase regulatory subunit, putative
Exons: 1
Coding region: 1-897 (298 amino acids)
Biological process (GO): protein deubiquitination; proteasome-mediated ubiquitin-dependent protein catabolic process
Cellular component (GO): proteasome regulatory particle, lid subcomplex
Molecular function (GO): protein binding; metallopeptidase activity; proteasome binding
Source: RefSeq, a predicted model, not a curated record